Striga asiatica is the source of this 705-nucleotide messenger RNA. Lineage: Eukaryota; Viridiplantae; Streptophyta; Magnoliopsida; Lamiales; Orobanchaceae. The record is from the annotation of a GenBank genome assembly.
AUGGGUUUCCCUAGAAGUCUGUUGAGGUGGAUAGCUAGGCAGACCACAAAUUCUAAGAGUUUAAUCAAAAUUUGCAAUGCCAAGCUAGAAACACUAGGCCAGCAAGGGGGUGAAAGAGAUUGGGAUGCUUGGGUUGAUUGUAAAGUUGUUGUGCGUGAAGCCCAUAGACAAGAGGAAUCUUACUGGAAACAGAAACUCGGGGCAGAUGAGGGGCAGUGUAAAACUAGAGAGGAGUCCUUAGAAGAAGUGGGGUUUUUCGAAAAGUUCAAGUCUGAGGAGCCAACUUUUGAGGAGAAAAUGCUUGAUGCACAGCCUAAGCACGUGUUGCGACAUCGCCCGGGGGCACGCAGUCUGCUUGGCACUAGGGUUGCUGCGUGUUGGCCUCGUGGGCUUCUGCAUGAAUCUCGCACGUCCAUCACUUCCCACACUCGCAAGUCGUCACGCCCUGUCAUCCUCAUAGACCCGCUUCUCGGCCAGGCUUCACUGCGUCCCACCGCAUGCCGUAGCUGGAGUAAGCUUUGUGUGACCCGCAUGCAUUGUCGUUGUCGUCGGGCUGCGUGCGCCACCUACGUGGCGCUUGCAUCCUCUGUCCUGCUCGCUUAUGGCUGCUGUAGGAGCUGGGCACUGUGGUGCUCAUGCGCGAAUGUUGUGGAGGUUGUGCAACUGAGCGGGCUGUUCAUGUUGGGGCAUGCGGCCAUUGCUUAG